This is a messenger RNA of Cyphomyrmex costatus, 2213 nucleotides long. RefSeq names its product Protein associated with topo II related - 1 (gene Patr-1). Gene Ontology annotation, molecular function: RNA binding. Gene Ontology annotation, cellular component: P-body. The transcript has 9 exons. The record is from RefSeq and is a predicted model, not a curated record. Bases 22 to 2199 code for a protein of 725 amino acids. Gene Ontology annotation, biological process: deadenylation-dependent decapping of nuclear-transcribed mRNA; P-body assembly. NCBI's taxonomy places the organism in Eukaryota, Metazoa, Arthropoda, Insecta, Hymenoptera, Formicidae.
UUGCAGAUUUCAUUUUCACAAAUGGCAGACACUUUUUUCGGUUUCGAUACCACGCUCGGAGAGAACAAUCUAGAAGAUGGUGUGGAUUGUCCAUUGGAAGAAGAUGAACUUGAAGAAGAAGAGUAUGAUGCACUGAAUGAUGAAACAUUCGGUCCUGAUGCUACUAUUAGUGAUUGGGAAGAAGAUCAUGAGAAACUUGCCGAAAUUACUGAAUCAAAUCGCCUUCAUAAUCAGAAUGCAACAAAUAAAAAGGCUAUUUCUAACAUAAUCGAAGAUAAUUUAUCACAUUUGGUAUUGGAUAAAGAAGGAAUAGUUCCCCGACCUGGGGUUUGGGGUAGUCCUUUGAAUUUAUCUUUUCCAAAAGCUCAACCUCGAUUAUCUUUACCAAAUGCUUGUACAGUGGAAGAAUUGGAAAGAGGGCUUAUUGCAAAUAGGCCACCACCAGGUCUCAGUAAACCACAAACGCAACAACAACAGAAAAAAUCUGAAGGUUCACUUCUUUUUGAGGCUCUCUCUUUAAAUGAGAAGCUUCAGGUUAAUGGCCUACCUCCACGUUUUCCUCCAGGAUUGAAUCUACCUGGACCACAUCCUAUAGUUUUGCCCAGUAUAAGAGCACCACAUCCUCAAUUGAUGCAACAUCCUAGAAUAUUAGGCUUAAUUAAUCAAGCUGGUACUGUGUUACGUUAUCCUUCACCACCGCAUUUAAUGUCACAUUUAAUGCCACAACCAAUUCCAAGGCAAGCUCUUCAUGGCUCUUAUGGUUUUCCUCCUCAACUACAUCCUAAUUUAGGAGGCCCACAGUUCCUUCGACCAGAUCACGUGAUGCCUGCAUUUCCUAACAACCAAAUCAAUCAUCAGCAACAUUCUUAUUCACAUUUAGGAAAUCAGAGAAAUCAGAACAGAUCUUACUAUCAUAAUGAACAACAAAUUGGACAUCAACCAUUUUUUAAAAAUAAUCAAUAUCCUCAUCGUAAUCCUCAUGACAGAAAUAAUCAAAGACCUUAUCAUCAUCAAAAUUAUUCUCACAACAUUAACGGUAAUGCUUCGGAAGAAUACGAACACUCAGGAAAACUUGCUAUAAAAGCUCAUGAGAAGCAAUGGUUAAUUAAUAUUCAAUUAUUACAACUUAAUACAAUUCAACCGUAUAUUGAUGAUCACUAUUAUGUCGUAUUCUGUGAUAAACGGAAUAAACAACAUGCAAAUCAAGAACAAAAAGAUAAGAAGCACCAUAAUAACAAUGGGUAUCAUAGGGAUCAUAGAGAUUGGGAACCAACACCUCAAGCUGCUUCAAGAUCAGCAUAUACGCCAGCUCAAUUUGAGAAUUCAUUAGGCAAACUUCAUUGCAGCAGUGUGACAGCACCACGUAAACUUAUCGAUAUGGAUGUCGUAUCAAAUAGCGAUUCUCAAUCUACUCCUCAGUCUCAACAAAAGGACACUAAAAGAACACGACAAUUACUUCUUGAAAUUGAGAGACUAUUUACACUUCAAUUCAAACUUGAAGAUUUGAGCAAUCCACUUGCUUUAAUUCCGGAAACUCAACAGCAACAAGAAGGAGAAUCUGACUCAAAUACAGCUAAAACUGAACCGGAAUUAAUAAACAUGAUUUUAACAUGUAUGCAACAAUUAAUACAAGAUGAUAAAUUAGCUAGUAUGCUAAGUAUUCGAAAAGGAAAGGCGUUGCUACUGCGUUUUUUACCUCACUUGAAUGCGACAGAAUAUAGUAAGCAGUUGAGAGAAUUGUGGACUGCGAUAUUUAAAGGAUUAGCCGUGAUAGGCCGUAGAGAUUGUCAUAUAUUAACAGAUUUUUAUUCAGAAUUUCGAAGAUGGCUUGAUACUGUGAAAGAUUUUGAUACUAUAUUGCGAUUAGCAAGAGCAUUAUCUGACUCUGCUACUAAUCAUCCUGUUAAAAAUAAUAGCUUAACUUUUGCUCUUUUGAAUAAGUUUGGUGUAUCUGCAAUAGCAGCGAUGUUCGAGCAAGUUGAACAAUUGUGUGACACAGAUGAUUCCCUGCCUUCUGAAUGGUCAAGUUUUGUAAUGACGAUAGUUGAAUUGAUUGGUGACUCACCGCCCUGUGUUGCACCUUGUCAACCAAUUACUGCAAAUACACUCAAUAAACAUCUGAAUCGGAUUUCCAGUUUAAAACUAGAAAGGUAUACAGCGCUAGCGUGCUUGUUGACUGAUGCCAAUCCUUUACGAUAGUCUAACGUUAACAA